Messenger RNA from Saccharomyces cerevisiae S288C, 231 nucleotides. RefSeq lists its product as uncharacterized. The record is from RefSeq and is marked reviewed. The coding region runs from base 1 to 231 and encodes 76 amino acids. The transcript has a single exon. Lineage: Eukaryota; Fungi; Ascomycota; Saccharomycetes; Saccharomycetales; Saccharomycetaceae.
AUGGAGAUGCUCUUGUUUCUGAACGAAUCAUACAUCUUUCAUAGACUUCGUAUGUGGAGUAUUGUAUUAUGGCACUCAUGUGUAUUCGUAUGCGCAGAAUGUGGGAAUGCCAAUUAUAGGGUGCCGAGGUGCCUUAUAAAACCCUUUUCUGUGCCUGUGACAUUUCCUUUUUCGGUCAAAAAGAAUAUCCGAAUUUUAGAUUUGGACCCUCGUACAGAAGCUUAUUGUUAA